AUGAUUUCUCUAAAGCAAACACUAGCGUUUCUAUUCAUCAGUGCAGCAAGCGCGUUGCCCGCUAACACUGAGAGGUCCAUACACGAUGGAGAAGUUUCGGCCUUGAUGGCCAACGGGAGAACCUCUCUUGACUCAAGAGCAGUUUGCAAAGCUAGCGAUCCAAACAAUCAAGCGUUCAAGGCGCACAAGGCCGAUGGAUCCGCUUUCUGCUCAACCUACAUACGAAGCACAUCAACAUCUACAGUCACUCCAACCAUCCAAAAGACUGCUUUCAAGACAAACACCGUGACAGCGACUAUAGGCAGUGUUACCCGUGUCACAACCUCUACUACAGUUGUGACCGUCAUCACAAAGACAGAGACUGUAUUAACUGCUGGAACAAAGACGACUACUAUCCCUGUUACUGAUUUCCAGACAACGACACUUUUCACAGUCACGACGACUACCCCUAGAGAUACAUACAUAAAGUGGAGGCCUUCAACGAAGGCUUGGACGACUACCACAAAGACUUUUGAUUACACUCUUGCAACCGUUCCCACCGAUUUUGUUUAUACCGGCGGAACGGUUACUGCUACUACUGUCGUUACCACUACCGAGACAAAACCAGCACCGCCAGUAGUCACUGUUCCUCAAGCUGAGGUUCACUGUGCUAUCGUUGGUAACUCUGGAUCCACACCUGUUGUUACAAAGGGAGAUUCCCUCACCUUCGGCCAGUGUAAAGAUAUUUGCAAAGAUUGGCGCUACUUCGGCAUCAGUGCAUCUCAAUGUAAGUGCUAUGUAUCACAAUUGGUGGAUACGGUUGAGAUGGAUGCAUCCUCUGAUUUCACAUUCUACGAUACAUCAUGCAAUUCCGCGAGCAAAGUAAGCUUACCCAUCGCUGGUCAAAGGCACAACGAUCAUGAGUUAACUCUCUCCAAGCCUCAAAAGCGCAGCAUACCAGUCAAGAGAGCAAUUAUUCAAGUGCCUAGUUAUCUGCCUAGCAAGUCGCCAAGCGCCGUUAGUAGUGCCUGUUCAUGCUUGAUUACGAAGCCCGCUGCUGCCGCCAUCGUAAAAACCACUGCCAAAACUACAAAGACUGUCACAACGACGCAGACUAAGCAGAAAACCGUCUUGGUCAGCACGAAACUGACUAGCUUUGUCACCGACAAGAAAACUAGUACAUCUACCCGCUCGACUACUACGACAAACACAGACUUCCGCACUAUAACGAAGACGGAUCUCAGAAGCGCCAUUGUCACGGACCUCAAGACCUACAUUGUUACCAACUUCGACCACCUUGUUUACGUGACAAAGUAUGAAACUGUUCAGUCUACCAGUUACAGCACGCUUUACUUAACCACCAUUGUUGCCACCGUCACAAUGAUGGACUACAACACCAUUUAUACUACCAAACCGCCCGUGACGGUUACGAAGGACGUUUACACAACUGAGAAGACUGUUGUUGCUACUAGAACAGUAUUGACUGGUGGAUCAACUAUCACAGCCGGAACGACUACUAUCUAUGAGAUCUACAUGCCACCGCAUAUCUGGGCGAAAUAUUGUCGAAUAACACAAUUUAUUUCAUAUUACUCUUUCGUUCCUACCCUUGAAAAGCUCAUUAUGGAUUGGCAAAGUCUCGUUGAUCAACAAUUGAUCGGUUCUGGAAAAGUCAGCCAGGCUGCAAUAAUUAGUCCGGAUGGUGUCUAUACCAGCGGCUCAGAUUUUCAGUUAACUUCCCAAGAACAACAUGCAGUAGAAACCGGAUUCGCAAAUCCUGAUGCAGUACAAGCAAACGGCUUGAGAAUCAAUGGGGAGAAAUACUUUACUCUGCGAGCUAACCCCAGGACAAUUACUCUGAAAAAGAAGGCCGAUGGCGGUGUUGUUGUGAAAACUGGUCAGUUGUAUUUAAUAGCCAUGCAUCAGGCACCAUUACAACAGCCAGAGACAAGUGUGGUCGUUGAAAGUCUGGGAGACUUUUUGACAGGUCAAGGGUACUAA
Molecule: messenger RNA, 1977 nt
Organism: Fusarium poae
Lineage: Eukaryota; Fungi; Ascomycota; Sordariomycetes; Hypocreales; Nectriaceae
Exons: 12
Coding region: 1-1977 (658 amino acids)
Cellular component (GO): cell cortex
Molecular function (GO): actin monomer binding
Source: RefSeq, a predicted model, not a curated record